This is a messenger RNA of Perca fluviatilis (European perch), 5332 nucleotides long. It is a transcript of the gene pacsin1b, whose product is annotated as protein kinase C and casein kinase substrate in neurons 1b. Gene Ontology annotation, biological process: plasma membrane tubulation; cytoskeleton organization; regulation of endocytosis. Gene Ontology annotation, cellular component: endosome; plasma membrane; cytoplasm. The transcript is spliced from 10 exons. The record is from RefSeq and is a predicted model, not a curated record. The coding region runs from base 213 to 1550 and encodes 445 amino acids. Gene Ontology annotation, molecular function: phospholipid binding; protein binding. NCBI's taxonomy places the organism in Eukaryota, Metazoa, Chordata, Actinopteri, Perciformes, Percidae.
UUAAUGUCCAUCCCCCAUCUGGCGGCUCCUUUCAGCGAUAUAUCGAGCUAACGCACAGGCGAUCCAACGGAGGCUGUCUCUGCUGAUGAAGACAAUGAUUACAUUUUACAAAUAUUCAAAAAGGCUGGACUAAAAUUUCUUUUCGUGCAUGAGGAGCGUGACUCUGCUGCAGACCGCCACAGCCUGAAGCCAUCCUGCCAAAUCUGGAGACCAUGUCUGGAGCCUACGACGAGUCCGCCAGCCAGGAGGAGACCACAGACAGCUUCUGGGAGGUUGGGAACUACAAACGUACAGUGAAGCGGAUUGACGAUGGUCACCGGCUCUGCAACGACCUGAUGAACUGCAUCCAGGAGCGUGCCAAAAUCGAGAAAGCCUACGCACAGCAACUGACCGAGUGGUCUAAGAGGUGGAGACAGCUAGUAGACAAAGGGCCUCAGUAUGGCACAGUAGAGCGAGCUUGGAUGGGGGUGAUGACGGAGGCCGAGAAGGUGAGCGAACUUCACCAGGAAGUGAAAAACAACCUGAUCAACGAGGACUUUGAGAAAGUGAAGAACUGGCAGAAAGACUUGUACCACAAACAGAUGAUGGGAGGAUUCAAGGAAACCAAAGAGGCAGACGAGGGUUUCAAGAAGGCCCAGAAACCCUGGGCCAAAAAGCUAAAAGAGCUCGAGGCUGCCAAGAAGUCCUACCACAUGGCCUGCAAAGAGGAGAAGCUGGCAUCCAUCAGAGAGGCCAACAGUAAGGGAGAGGCCUCUGUGACCGCUGACCAGCAGAAGAAACUCCAGGAGAAAGUGGACAAGUGCAAACAGGACUCACAGAAGGCCAAGGAGAAGUAUGAGAAGGCUCUGGAUGAGCUGAGUAAGUGCACUCCACAUUACAUGGAAAACAUGGAGCAGGUGUUCGAUCAGUGCCAGCAGUUUGAAGAGAAGAGGCUGAGCUUCCUCAGGGAGGUGCUGUUGGACGUCAAACGCCACCUCAACCUCACAGAAGACCAAAGCUAUGCUACAGUGUACAGAGAACUUGAACGUUCCAUCACAUCGUCCAGCCCGCAGGAAGAUCUGAAGUGGUUCAGCAACACCCACGGCCCCGGCAUGCAUAUGAACUGGCCACAGUUUGAGGAAUAUAACCCAGACCUUACCCAUAACAUCUCGAAGAAAGAAAAGUCAAAGAAAGGCAGCGAUGGAGUCAUGUUGACUAACGUCACAACAGCAGUGGACCACGCUCAAGCUGGAGACCGGGGAAGUGUCAGCAGCUACGAGAAGAAUCAGGUGUACACGGCCUCCACAGAGUGGUCGGACGAUGACCAGACAGCCCCAGACUCGGGCAACGACACCAACGGAGGGCCGAACCCCUUCGACGACGAUGUGGGCAAAGGUGUGAGAGUGAGAGCGCUGUACGACUACGAAGGCCAGGAGCAGGACGAGCUCAGCUUCAGAGCAGGUGACGAGCUGAUGAAGCUGGAGGACGAGGACGAACAGGGCUGGUGUAAAGGUCGCCUAGACAGCGGGCAGCUGGGUCUUUACCCGGCCAAUUAUGUGGAGCCGAUGUAGCUGUUCCAGCUGAGGACGCUUGCCUCGUCGGAGGGCAAACCCAGACUGAACCGUCCAGUCAUAACUGCACAUUGCCAGAGACUUGAAAGCAAAGCUUCCUCUUCCCGUCGGGCACAGUGAGCUGUCUUCAUCUCAGCACUCAUCACAGAGAAGACUUUAUUGUUCAGGAUCACAUCUUCAUCCAAACACUGCAACACAAACACUGCAAACACUGAAGCAAAUUAUUUUAGUCUCUUAUGUGUGGAGCUGUGUGUGAUUCCAGAUGUGACACUAAUAUGCCAUAUAGUAUGUUCUCUCAUCAUAAUAUUGAUAUGGUAUUGUCAGUUGUGCCUGGAUAGGGAGAAUACGCUAUGCAUUGUGCAUUUCAUGUACAUAUAUAAUUUUUUUUUUUUUUUACAGUCUGGAUGCUUUUACAGUUUUUUUCCUCAUUGACUACAGUGUUUUUUUUUCUCUGUGAAAUAUUUACAUGUUAGCAUUAAAGGAAUAGUUUGCCAUUUUAGGGGAAAUGCACUUAUUUGCUUUCUUUCUCCUGAGAGUUAGAUCGAUACCCCUCUCAUGUCUGUACAGUAAAUAUGAAGCUACAGCCAGGACCAGGUUAGCUUAGCUUAGCAUAGCAUAAAGACUGGAAACGGGGGGAAACAGCUAGCCUGGCUCUGUCUGAAGGUAACAAAAUCCACCCACCAGCGCUUCUAAAGCUCACUAACUAACACGUUAUAUCUGCUUUGUUGAAACUGGAGAGUGCGAGGCUCACAGUGUCAGACUUUGAAAAAUGGACCACUUAGUGGCAUCACAUGUUAAUAUCUUAUCAUAUUAUCAUAUCGAAUGGACUAUAUGCUGCAGUUUUGGGAGUCAUUGUCUCUGGCCAAGAAAGAGUUACAGCACACAACACCCCAUAAAACCACAACUUGUAAUGUUUUUGCACCAGUUACACAAACAAGAUUUAAACAAACAAGAUACAAUAUGUUAUUCGGUGAGCUUCAGAGACAGAGGGUGGCUAGCUUCUUUCUCCUCCUUUGUGUCUUUAUGCUAAGCUAAGUAGCUGCUGGCUCUGGCUUCAUAUGUAGUGCACAAACACCGAAGAGUGGUAUCAAUCUUCUCUGCAAAAAAAAUAAAAAGUCAAACUUUUCCUUUAAAGUAUUUUGUUGUUUUCCUGCUGCUCUCCGUAGCAUGUCACUGAAUUACCAUUUUGAACCGAGAUAAAAGACAGCUCACCAUCAGUAAAAUAAAACACACACAUUCACUUAGCAGAGCGUCUCAGUGCAAAAAUUGUUUACAUUGACCUCUGCAGUCCAACCCAUCACUAAGAAGGUGCCUGUUAUAACUAUUCAUUUCAUUCAGUGUCUCCUCCUUGUGUCUUUACGUGCAGACUGUGUUAAUAAUGCGGGCACCAUGAACAAAACCUGCCUGGAAAAUAAGCUUCAUUUCACCACAAAUGUUUAAAUUGUUUAUUUAUUUCUGCAGUUAAUGAGACUUGUUUUCUAUUUGUGAAUGUCAGUGACUUGGCAUUAUCAACUUCCAGCUUUUAUCAGCUGGUGAUUAUGUGCAUGCUGAUGCUCCCACACACUGUUUACCGCUCUGAUCCGAACUGAUCCAGUGCAUGGCCUCAAUUUGUUUCCACCGCAUUAUUAACAGUUUCUUGAAUAAAUUAAAACUCUGAUCGGGAUAAUGAUGAUGCUAUUGAUUUGCAACUUAGUCCUUAUUGGUUUCACUGUGUACCAAACCACAGGCUGUGAUAAAUAUACGCAUCUUUUAAGUUAAAUGGUUUUGUUUGAAUCAGAAAAUCAAACUUUGUACAAACAAAACAAUUAGGAGUGCAUGUGGCAGUACAGCACAUUGGUGGGUUGCUCCUGGUAACCAGAGGUGUUGGUGAAAACUACACCCUUGUCGAUGAGGACGGUGGGUGUUCUCUUACUGACGCAGACAGAGAAGAGCAGUGCAACAAGCGCUGCACAAAAUAGCAGAAAGAGGAUCCGUCUCUGAAAUAUUGAUGAGACAUUUGCCUUUUCUGCUGCAAGAGAGUUCAUUUUUAAAAGAUCCAGGAGGGAAAUGUCUCUUGUGCCGUGUUUGUGCUUCUGUAUGCUUGUAAAACAAUGUUGCCCCUUGUAAGCACUGGAUUAGGAGGGGUGAAAUAAAUAUUGCCUUGCCAGAAUCUACCACCCUGCCACAUCCAAGGUCUCUCAACCAUCGUGUUUAACAAAGUGAAAGAGAGCUCGCUUCCACAGAAUCUGACUCCUGCUUCUCCAGCUCAGUUUUCGCUGACACAACACACAGGCCCUCUGUCUUGACUCAUCAUAUGAAUUUGAAGAUUUCAGCAUUUGAACUGUAUUUUAAACAGAAUUGGACUGUUAACAAGUGUACUGUUAAGGUGUGUAAAAGCUAUAAAUGUGGCAUCCACUGUGAAACUCCUGUGAUACACUGAAGGAUGGUAAAUCUUUUCUUUUUUUUUUUAUACUCAAAUGCGUCUUUCUCUUCUGUCUGAAAACAUUGAUCUGCAAUGUUGAGGACAACUCUUUAUAGAGGGCUUUUUUUUAGCAUAGUGCUGUCAUUUCCAAACUGUAGUGCCUGUAAUAAAAGACGUCAUCAGAAAACUCAAAGGCACAUAUGAGACUCUGUGAGAUAAAAACGUGAAGUAGAAUUUGACCAUGUGAUACUGUAAAAAAAAUAAUGAUGGAGAUUCAAAACACAAAAUAUAACUCAUAUAGCUUGGGCACAGCUCUAACAGAAUAUAAGCAAAUGAUGCUACAGGCUUCGAACUUAGUUUUCUGGUUGUGGGAAUUGAGUUAGUGUUAAUUUUCUCAGUAGGCAGGUCUGACAGUAGGAAUCACAUGCUUAAAUAUCUACAGUGAGUGGUGCCCCCUGUAAAAUCUUAAUUUAAAGUAUUUAAUCUCCUGGGUUUAACUUUAAACUUAAUAUCCAAGUCUGCCACUAGAGGUCAGGAGUAACCACAUUCAGCUCUUUGUCACAUCAAUCAUCAGGUUGUCAGAUUCCUACACACAACAAUCCUUCUGUAGCAUCCAGUUAAACCAACACACCUACUGACAGUUAAUGGACAUCAUACAUGAGCCAAUAAAAUUCCCACAGUGCCACAGGAUGUUUCCCAACAUAGACAGGUUGAUUGAUUUUUAUUUUUCCAAACUUUAUUGAUAUGUAACUGAAUGGACAUGAAUCAACUGAUGCAGAUUGCCGUAGGAACAUUGACCCUGGGAAAACAAACAAACAUUUUAACUGUUACUAUUUGUUCAUCUGAGGGCAUUUAGUGGUUGGUAUGAGUUUUGGCUUCUUCCCAUGUGGCAACUGAACUAUCCAAACAUACACUGACAUCUUUGCAGCAGUUGUAGCUAUACUACAACAAAGUCUCAAAGAGAGAAUCAAAGUGCAACAGUCUCUUAGACGUCAUUUUUGAAGAAGCAGAAUUGACAGUUUUUUUCAGCUACAGUCAAAAGGUAAUUAAUGCGACACCUGUACAAUGUGAUGCUAUGGAAUGCAGAAAAGGAGCUUUGGCAAAUUGGGAAUUCAAGCAGAUGAAGAAACAAGAAUAAGAAUAAUAAAAUCCAUGGUAAAUUGGACAAAGGAAAGUGAAAAACAUUUUUAAAGGGUUUCUGAAUUAACUUUUCUCUUUUGAUUAUAUUGAUAUCUGCCACUCCCUACAGCGAGAGUUAACAAGGGUGUGUGUUGGCUUGGACUCGUGUGUGUAGGGUGGAUGUUAAAUUAAAAUGUUUUUUGCUGUUAGCAGUGAUGAAAGUGUGGGGGAGGCCUAUUAAUAAAUUCAACCCGUAACUGUA